UCUUCCACUGACUGAGCACAGAAUCUUAGUAUAUUCAAGCUUAUAAAAAAUUGCUUCAAAUGGAACAUCCAGAGCAGCUUCUUCCUGGUUUCAGCAUGCACUACCGUGGGAGACUAAAUGCCCCCAAGGGAAAAUCUGAUGCUGAGAAGGAUGACCUGCCUGAAUUUGAACCUUUUAAAGGAGCAGUACCUCGGGGACCACAAGAUUAUAACAGCUUGACGCUGAUGAAAUUAGACCUGCACAAGAAUGAAAAUACCAUGGCACAUCGAACCAACUCAUUUAAACAUGACAAUCUCAUCAUACGGCGGGGCCAGAAGUUCACAAUGACCCUCACCUUCAACCGUACAUACAAUCUCAAUACAGACACGGCCAUGUUGGAGUUUGUAAUGGGUAAGAACUCCCUCUCUGGCAAGGCUACCUACGUCAUUGUGCUUCUAGGACCCAAGUGUCCAAUUUCAGAUCAAACGUGUAAGUGGGUGGUAGAUGUCAGGAAGCUGACAGGUGACACAAUGACUGUGGGCAUAACACCUUCAGCAGACUGCAUUAUCGGACAGUAUCACAUCUUUUUGACUGUGUUAAACUCUUCGGGAAAAAAACGGACAGACCUCAACACAGAGAUUUAUGUCCUCUUCAAUGCAUGGUGCCCAGAAGAUGAAGUCUUCUUGAGUGAUGAGAAUCAGCGGAAAGAGUACGUUCUCAAUGACCAGGGAAUAAUCUUCAAUGGAGAGACAAACAAUGUAGCCAGCAGGCCAUGGAACUUCGGACAGUACAAACCUGGUGUUCUGGAUGCCUGUUUCUAUGUCUUGAACAUGUCAGGCAUACUGCUGGAUGAUAGAAAAAGUGUUAUUCUGGUAACCCGGAGAACAUCUGCAAUGGUGAAUGCCCUGGAUGACAAUGGGGUGUUGGUGGGUAACUGGUCUGGUGUCUAUACCAUGGGCACUUCUCCCUCCGCUUGGACUGGCAGCGCAGAAAUCCUUCUACAGUACAGCAACAGCGGUACACCCGUGUCUUAUGCACAGUGUUGGGUGUAUGCUGGUGUAUUUAAUACCAUUUUGCGUUGUCUGGGGGUCCCAUGCAGGGUGGUCACCAACUACAACUCUUCCCAUGACAGCAAUGGAAAUUUAACGAUUGAUAUCUUCAUAGAUGAAGAUGGGACAAUGAACAGGACAUACACUAAUGACUCAGUGUGGAAUUACCACUGCUGGAAUGAGGCCUACAUGAGAAGGUCGGACUUGACCCUUGACUCCAAAUAUUGGGGCUGGCAGGUAGUGGAUGCCACGCCACAAGAAACCAGUAAUGGAUUCUAUCAAUGUGGCCCAACCUCAGUUAAAGCCAUCAAAGAAGGGGACCUGUGUUACCCUUAUGAUGCCCAAUUUGUCUUUGCCGAGGUGAACAGUGAUGUAGUAUAUAAGAUGGUGGAUAGGAAUGGACAGUGGACGACUGUGCAAAAAGACACAACCUAUGUAGGGAAGAAGAUCCUAACAAAAGCAGUUGGUUCAAAUGUAGCUGAAAGCAUCAUGGAUAACUACAAAUAUGAAGAGGGAUCGCCAUCUGAUGUAGCUACCAUGGAACGAGCAACAAGCUUCGGUUGUGCAAGAGACCGUUCGCUCCUUCAGGAAACUGAUGUGGAUAUUGAGUUGAUGGCACCUUCUGUGCAGCUGGGACAACAUUUCUACUUGACCCUUGGGAUUAAGAACAAAAGCUUGGAACAGAGAACUGUACAGCUUACUGUAACCUGCUCUGUUAUCUACUACACUGGUGUAAAUUUUAGUUCUUUCAAGGAGGAGAGAAAGACUGUCUCCCUGGGGCCAUCAAUGACUAAAAAUUUGAAUAUAGAGAUACUGGCAAAUGAAUACAUGGAUCAUAUGGUGGAUCAAGGCAGCCUCAAAUUCAUCUGUGUGGGGAAAGUCCAAGAAAACAAUCAGGUCUUGGCAGCAGGCCAGGUGGUCAGGAUGGAAGUCCCCAUUCUAAGUUUAAAGCUGGAUGGAGAGGUAAGGGUGGGCCAUGAGAUGUCUGUCACCAUGGAGUUCACCAACAUCUUCAACAUGGUCUUGGAACAUGUGCAUUUGCGCAUGGAGGGACCUGGUGAGAUGGGAUUCAAGAAGAAAUAUUAUGAAUAUAUUGCCCCUGGUGCCUCUUUAACAUGGACUGAGUCAUUUGUCCCUGAGAUGCCUGGAGAAGGAACAAUGGUAGGCAGUCUGGACUGUCCCAAGCUCAGACAGGUCUACGGCAAGCUUGAAUUCUACUCCCAGCCUUAAAACAGCCCUAAAAACAACAAUCAAAAGAAGAUCCCAUUUAACUCAUAGCAAGCAAUAUGAUACAAAUCAGAAUGUCUGUCUCUUCCAAAUGCUGUUAAUAAAAUAACUAGUUGCAGUUAUUUUAACUGAGUUACAGUUUUUCUCAGUUGCUUUGGUGCAUUUCUCAGAUGAGAAUUAAAAUUCUCAAAAUUGCUUGUUCCAUAUCAUCAUUUCUUCAAACAAACAGCAAAUGCUUAAUACAUCCAUGCACUUGAUUGUGUACUGAUGUCACUGUUUUUUUUAUUAUUUGCUAAUGUCAUGUUAAUAAUAAUAAUAAUAAUAAUAAUAAUUAUAAUAAGCUUUAUUUGUAUAGCACCUUUCAUACACAGAAUGCAGCUGUUCAAAAUGCACUAUACUGGUUUUUAUGUUGAAUGGGCUCUGUGCACUAACAUACUUGAGGUACAAUUAAAGCACUCAUUUUCCGAUGCUUGUCGACAGCCAUGUCAACAGAAAACCUGUUUGCCGACUUUAAGUAAGCUAGUGCACACAGCCCAUAGUCUUACCCCCUAAAACAAAUAGGCCUUGCUUCAUCGCUAGAGUCAUUACAAGCAAAAGCUUUCAUUACUAGUUGUCAUAGUCUGUCUAGCAUACAUUUAUGUGACCUAACAGACUGGAGUGUAUAGAAAUAUUUACUUAUACAGUAAGUCUGUCUUGCAAAUGGUGCACAGCUCUGGCCAAGGGGUGUUUUACUGUUUAUUUACCAUUUUCCUUUGCACAAUGCUCUAAAAGCCUUUGUUUGCUUUAUACUGUCACAAUGUUUGUCAACAGUCCUCCACACACAAUAAUGUGCAACUUUGUAGUUUUAAAAAUUAUGCCACAUAGAAAAUAGUGCUGCCUUAUGCAUUGUUCAUUAGAAAAUACAGAGUAAACAGUCAUAUUGACAACAUGACAAAGCAUUUUCAUUUUGAUUGCACAGGUGUAAAUUAUUUGAGACAUAGAACUAAACACUAAACAAGAUGCAUGCUUUUGCAGGUAAUACACUAUGUGGUGCAGUCAGUUCUAAUUGUUUUGAGAAAUGCUCUGUUGUGCAAAUGUCGACGAUGAUUUGAGAAAUACAAACAACUGUUCAGAAAUGAUUGAUAUACUAUGACAACAUUGCCUAAAUGGGAGUUAUAAUCAAAACUAAUUAUAUUCUGGCAAAAGUUAGUAUAAAAGAUGUUGAUGCAAUGGCUCCCUUCAAGCAAUUUGUCACUUUUCAAGGUGUGUUUUUAUGUUUCAUUUUGGUGUAAUUUUAAAAGUUAAAUUUUGAUGGUACUAGGUCUAGGCUAUGUGGUUUUGUAACUUGGAUUGGAACAGCCUGUCAAAAUGUAAGAAAAGCUUUCACAGUAAAUCAGCUACAACAGUAGCAAGCUUUUAUCAGUCAGCUGGACUGUUGGUGGCAUUUGCAAGGUUUUGUGUGCCUUUUAAGUGGGUAGGUUGAUCAUUUUAGACCAAAACACCAUAAUGCUUCUGUAAGCUAUAAAUGUAUCCUUAUGAAUCCGAAACAAUAAAUCCUUCAU
Molecule: messenger RNA, 3796 nt
Organism: Alosa sapidissima (American shad)
Lineage: Eukaryota; Metazoa; Chordata; Actinopteri; Clupeiformes; Clupeidae
Product: coagulation factor XIII A chain-like
Exons: 15
Coding region: 60-2258 (732 amino acids)
Biological process (GO): peptide cross-linking; blood coagulation, fibrin clot formation
Molecular function (GO): protein-glutamine gamma-glutamyltransferase activity
Source: RefSeq, a predicted model, not a curated record